Messenger RNA from Pararge aegeria (speckled wood butterfly), 1432 nucleotides. Its product is annotated as retinol dehydrogenase 13-like. The transcript is spliced from 5 exons. NCBI's taxonomy places the organism in Eukaryota, Metazoa, Arthropoda, Insecta, Lepidoptera, Nymphalidae. Bases 227 to 1189 code for a protein of 320 amino acids. The record is from RefSeq and is a predicted model, not a curated record.
CAAAGAGUAAAGUACUUUUUGAUGGAACGGAAACAUUAGGACAUCUCCUAUAUGUUAUUUGGUCUAUGACGGAAAACUUGUUUUCGAAUUUCAAACAACUCAAGUUCAACACGUCGGCGCGUGGUUAUAGUGUAAAUUUACUUUUGAACUUGUAUAAAGGUUUAAAGUGUUAUUCACGGUUAAUUAAUUUUUUGCAUUAUACAUCACUUUAAGUAUAGUUUUAAUCAUGCCUCUAUUUAGUGGACGUUGCUACAGUAAUAUAAAAUUGAUAGGAAAAACUGCGAUCGUAACAGGAUGCAAUACAGGGAUUGGAAAAGAAACGGUACUCGAUUUUUAUAAAAGAGGUGCAAAAGUAAUAAUGGCCUGCAGAAACAUCGAUAAAGCAGAGGCAGCAAAAACUGAUAUAGAAAAUACCUGCAAGGAUUUACCAGAAAAGGGUAAACUUGUUGUAGAAAAGUGCGACUUGUCCUCAAUGAGUUCUGUUAGAGAAUUUACGAAGAAAAUUUUAAAAUCAGAACCUCAUAUAAAUAUACUUGUAAAUAAUGCUGGUGUUAUGAUGUGCCCUAAGGGAGUAACAGAGGAUGGGUUUGAGAUUCAGCUGGGUACAAACCACUUGGCUCAUUUUCUCCUAACAAUGCUACUACUGCCUUGUAUAAGGAACAGUACGCCGGCAAGGAUUGUUACUGUGUCAUCUAGAGCUCAUACAAGGUAUGACAUAAACUUUGAUGAUUUGAACUACGAGACAAGACGUUAUAACUCAGCAGAAGCAUAUUCACAGAGUAAACUUGCAAAUGUGUUAUUUUCAAGAGAACUAGCAGCUAAGCUUAAGGCCCACAAUAUAGAGGGUGUAAACACAUACAGCCUUCAUCCCGGUGUUAUACGAACUGAAUUGGGAAGGCACAUGGAUGAGGUUCUGUUCAAAGGAGCCAGAAGAAUUAUCGGUGUGCUAUUCUAUCCGUUCUUCAAAACACCGGUACUUGGCGCUCAAACGACCAUAUACUGCGCCGUGGAUGAAAAAUGCGCGAACGAAACUGGAUUAUACUACAGCGACUGCGUGGUAACAACUCCGGACAGAAAAGCGCUUAAUGAUGAAUACGCGAAGAAAUUGUGGGAAAAGUCAGUGGAACUUGUGAGAUUAGGAGAUUUUGAUCCAUUUACUGCAGUUCAUUCUGGUGCUGCCAGUAAAUAAAUUAAAUCUUUAUUUUCUGACAAUAAAAUAUUAUGACAUCAGUGUAACUUGUAGAGACUUAACAUAAACCUGUGAUCAUUCUUUGAUUUAUUAAUUUUUUGUGUAAUGUUAAGUGUUGUAACAUUGUUAUAAGACAUCUAAGUAUUAUAUUUUUAGAAAUGUCAAUAUACUCAAGUAAUUAUUUUGCACAUACUGAUAAUGUUUUUUACACGAUUUUUACAAAUAAAAUAUGUUCAUAAUAUA